Tarenaya hassleriana is the source of this 758-nucleotide messenger RNA. RefSeq names its product major pollen allergen Lol p 11. The transcript is spliced from 2 exons. Bases 97 to 591 code for a protein of 164 amino acids. Lineage: Eukaryota; Viridiplantae; Streptophyta; Magnoliopsida; Brassicales; Cleomaceae. The record is from RefSeq and is a predicted model, not a curated record.
CACUUCGCAUUUCGCUCUUCUUCUUCUUCACUUCAGUUCAAAAAUCUCUCUCUCUCGUUCUCGAUCUCGAUCUGGGAAACUCUUGUGACGAUUGAAAUGGCGAAAUUGGCGAUGUUGAUGGUUCUCUGUGUUAUGCCGGCGUUGUCAAUGGCGGCGAGGUUGCCGAAGGUUGACGGGAACACCAUGGUCGUGGAAGGUCGCACCUACUGUGACCCUUGCCUCGCCGGUUUCGAGACUUCUGCUUCUUACUUCAUCCCCGGUGCCACCGUGAAACUCGAGUGCAAGGACAGGAAAACCAUGAAGGUAAUGCACACCGAGGAGACCACAACCGACAAUGGCGGAUCUUACAAGUUCUUUGUCCACGAGGAUCACAAGGACCAGAUGUGCGAUGUCAAGCUCGUGAAGAGUCCCGACACUAACUGCCCGAGAAUCUCCCCGGGCCGUGAACAAUCCCGCGUGAUCCUUAACCACAACAACGGCAUUGCCUCUCAGAAUCGUUACGCCAAUAACAUGGGGUUUGAGAAGGAAGCGCCUGACGCUUUCUGUGCCGAGCUUCUCAAGCAAUACCAAGAUCUUAAUGAGGAUAUCUAGAGCAUCGACAAUGGUAUUCUGUCUUUUUUAUUCGGUUCGAUCAAUCAUCAAUAUAAUAAAGCCUUUAAUAUAUAUAUAUAUAUAUAUAUAUACACAUAUAAUGUUACAUUAUCAUGAUGACUUAGAUGAAUGGUGAAAUGAGACAUUGUUACAGAUCUCUGUUUUCA